CUGAAAACAGAAAAUAUCACCCACUUAUACAGUAUGCUCAUGGCUUCAAUAUAUUGGUAUCAGCUUGUCUUCCUAAGUCAAGUCUGGCCUGCGAUUCAUGGGGUUGCUGAUGCGAUGAUACACAUUGUGGCAACAUGUAGUGAAGAUGUGUUGCUCCCUUGUAGAAUUUCCCAAGAUCUACAAGUCACAAAUGGGGCAGUCUCUUGGUAUAAGAUUGGUGACAACAGUGAAGUACUACAGGAUCUGCAAUAUCAUAAGGACUAUGGUUAUUCAAGAGAACUUAAUGAAUCCUUAGAGGUCUCUAAUAGCACCUGGCAUUCUUUGAAGAUUAAAAAUAUUACAAGUUAUAGCAGUGGGACAUAUACGUGCAUCUUAAGGACACCAGUUAGAAAAUACAACGAAAGUACAAUUACGUUAAAAGUAAUAGGUUGUCCUGGUCCAAAAUUUAAAGAAUACAGAACAGAACUUUUGUUAUUGUGCUCUCUUGGGUUUUUCUACUUGUUGCUCAUCUUCUUCACUUGCACAUGCUUAAAGGAGAAAAGUCCUCCAGUUUAUCAUAAAUCCAGAAAAACACACAUAGACGAUAAACUUCUCAUCAGUACCUGUUGAAAGGAUGGUUUCCAAUGGCCAGUAUGGAACAGCACUGGCAAAGACAAGCUUAUUUAGAGAUUUGCCCAGUUGAUUUUGUUGAGUCAUUGGAGGACCAGCAGUAGCCUUAAGAACAUCAAGACAGAUGAAUUGUAUACGUAUUUUCCUCUCAGAAUAACCUGAAAGUCUCAGUAUUAUAAAAGCUACUUGCUUCAACUAGGGAAAACGUCAGAGAACAUAGUUUCGUUCACUACAAUAUGAAUAUACACCAGUGACAAUACAAUAUUCUUACAAUGUUACUAUAUAAAU
Messenger RNA from Elgaria multicarinata webbii, 897 nucleotides. It is a transcript of the gene CD83, whose product is annotated as CD83 molecule. The coding region runs from base 34 to 609 and encodes 191 amino acids. NCBI's taxonomy places the organism in Eukaryota, Metazoa, Chordata, Lepidosauria, Squamata, Anguidae. The transcript has 5 exons. The record is from RefSeq and is a predicted model, not a curated record.